CGCACACAUUUCUUUUGACCGACUCGAGGACCGCAUUACUAUUUCAACAUCAACUUUACUGGAUGGAUGCCAUGUGGGUUUUAUUCAGGAUUAUUUCAUCAGCUCGUGAAUGAGUGCAGUAUGUGAUGGUGAAGGAGCAGUAUGGAGUGCUCGUGGAAGACUCUGUUGCUGUUGGUUUGCACAUCUUUGGGGGUGCAGUACACUGCCAUCCGCUCCCUUCGUGACUCCUUCAGUGGCCCGUGCCAAGACUCCACCCACUGCCAAGGACGCCAAAGUAAAGAGCAAAGAUUGAAAUCUCUUUGCGAAGACAGCCAUGUCCCUGCAGAGUCCAGUGGUGCCGCCGCUCGGAAACACAUCCUUCUAUUUGCGCAAACCCGCAGUGGCUCAUCAUUUACCGGACAGCUUUUCAAUCAGCAUCCGGGCAUUUUUUAUGUUUUUGAGCCUCUCUAUCACGUCCAGCAGGUCUUUACCAAUUCGAGCAGUCGUCUGCAAAGGGCUUUAGAUGGCAGAGCUCUUCUGGGAGCCUACAGAGAUCUUCUUCUCAAUCUCUACAACUGUGAUUUCAGCUUCAUGGAGAAUUACAUUCGCCCGGAACCGCAAGAUCACAUGACAGGGGCGUUUUUUCGUCGCAGCUCGAGCCACGCCCUCUGCACUCCGCCCGUUUGCCAAGAGGGGAUUGAGGAGAUUCCAGAAGGCCAGCCAGAUGAAGCCUGGUGUCCCAAAAAGUGCCAAGCCCUGAAUCUCUCUCUAGCAUCCCAAGCGUGCCAAGCAAGGAGCCACGUGGCCUUAAAAACGGUUCGUAUCCCGGAGGUAGGAGAUCUGCGUACGCUGUCAGAGGACCCCCGUAUAGAUUUAAGAAUCGUUCACUUGGUGAGAGACCCCCGAGCUAUCCUUGCAUCACGCAUGAGUGCCUUUGGAGGUAAAUUUAGAGCAUGGAAGAUCUGGAACGCUACUGGCCGCCAGCCACGGUACGUGGACCUGACACAGAUCACCAGGACAUGCAGAGAUAUAGAGUAUUCAGUGGAGACCGGCCUGCAAAAACCUCCAUGGCUGAAGGGGAGAUAUCUAUUGGUACGGUAUGAAGACUUAGCCUUAAACCCUGAAAAAAAAGCUAAGGAGAUAUACAGAUUCCUGGGGAUGGAUUUGCAUCAUCGAGUCCUCACAUGGAUUGCUCAUAACACCAAUGGCACUGCCCCAUCAUCUUCAGAGUGGAACUACAAGUACUCCACAACAAGAGACUCCAAAGCCACCGCUCAGGGCUGGAGACUACAUUUAAACUUUGACAUUGUUAAAACUGUUCAAUCCUUAUGUAACAGAACUCUUUCAUUGCUAGGCUAUAAGCUUGUAUGGUCUGUAGAUGAACUGAGAGAUAUCACAAAAAGUUUAACGUAGUAAGGGAAAAAGGAUCUUGACGCCAACUACUCACAUUUCAUAAAAGAACUAUAUUUGUUUUGUUCUGAUAACGUUCAUAUUAAUUGACUG
Molecule: messenger RNA, 1482 nt
Organism: Paramisgurnus dabryanus
Lineage: Eukaryota; Metazoa; Chordata; Actinopteri; Cypriniformes; Cobitidae
Source: RefSeq, a predicted model, not a curated record